GGCGACCUAUGCCUCAGCUGACGAAAAAAUAUCCGACUUAUUACGCUAGCAAAUCUGUCCAUAAGUUAUUUAAUUACUGGUUAAUAAAUUAAACCAUAUUACUAGACGUGAUGUCAAUGCAACAGAUGUCAGAAUGUGUGACGUGUGCUGUUCACUGCUAGAACUUUUUGAGAAAUAUGAUGCGGAUAAUCCUUGCGGUCAACGAGCACCUUUGUCGAAGGCGGAUAUCUUGGUUCUGUGCAGCUACGUGCAAGCUUGGAAUCAAAGGCAAUGCACCUGCUGCUACAAGGAGCCCCAGAGCUUCGACAAGUUCAACGCUGUGAUUCAAGGGCUGCUGCAGACGGUGCUAGGGUUGCUGCGGCAGUUGAAGGCAAAGCUAUGCGCUCCGGGCCCAGAAGAAACCUCGGAGGAUGCUGCGGCGUUGCCGGACAGUCGGGACGCCAAAGGGUCUGCAGCACUGGAAGGCUGGUCCCUAGAAGACCAAGAGAAGCUGCUCCACUUUGCCUCCAAGGUGUUCUUGCUCAACUUCCCCCUGUACGUGGCCUUCAAGCACAGCCUCCACUCCAAACUCGAGGAGGUGUCACAAGCAGAAGUGGCGGCCCUAAGCAGCGUGUGCGAUGUCAACGACAUGGACAUCCCCGUGCACCUGCUGCGGAACGUGGCCCACUUCUGCGGCCAGGGUGGCCUUUCAUUGCUCCACUCCUGCUUCAGGGAAGUGGCACCACAGCGGUUACCCAUCGGCCUGGCACACGCACUCGUCUCGCUCGUCUCCAACCUGAAGCUGUGGAUGAACCUGCCGUGCAUCGUGCAGCAUUUGGUUCCCCUGCGGUCAUCUGUCAUACGAUACCUGUGCAGCCGGUGCGAGGGAGAGCUGCGUGGGGCCACGAGCCGCAGCCUGUUUGAGCUGAUGCUGGGGGCGGUGAAGGACCCCCUGGACGUGCACCUGGCCCUGGACAGGGAGGGCCUGGAGCUCGCCUUCCGCUGCUUUGUCUCCCCCACCCUCACCAUGCGCCUCUCGGGCAUUGCACAGAUCAACAGCCACAUCAGCAUGCUGAACGAGCUGUGCCACAGCGAGACUGUGGUUGGGGCUCAGGCAAUGGCCAAGGCCCUAGCCACCUGGCUGGUGGAGUACCGAGUCGUGGAGCACAUAUUUGGACCCAAUCUCCAUGUGGAGGUGAUCAAGCAGAGCCACCUGGUGCUGGGGCUGCUGGCGUCAGAGGGCCAGCUGACGACGUCUCACCUGGACGCCGUGUGGGCAGCGGGUCAGCUAAAGCACUGUGGCCGCCAGGUGCUGGAACUGCUGCCCCCGCUCAUGCGCAACCUGAGGGACGGACCCGCCAUGCACCUCUACGCCCGUCUCUGCGCCACUCCGCCGAGGGAGCACAGCGAGCAGACGCUCCUGCUGGCCUCGGCCCUGACCAAGCACAUGUGGGCGAGCGGUGGGCGGGCCGCCCGCCCGUCCUCCCCGUUUGGCCAGAUCCUGGGGACAAGACCACUGCCAGGGGGACCAAGCAGAGUGUCUAAAAAGAAUUUCCACGAGGGUCCAGACGGGAGCGAGGAGGAAGACGACGAGGAGGAAGAGGAGGUGGUGGGUGCCUACCCGACUCAGGUGCCGCCGGUGCCCGGCACGGUGGGCUCUCCACCGUCGGGAACCCUGGGGGUGCCGGGAGCGGUUCGGGCGGUGGGGGAGUCCUCGUCCGACAGUCAGAGCAGUUCCCCGGCGCGCCACCCCGCGGUCCCGGUGGUAGUCAUGGCUGCACUACAGCCCUGGGCUGGGGGACGCCACCCCGCAGAACAUCGGGAAGAAGAGGAGGAAAGUGGCAUGAGUGCGGGAGAGGAGGACGAAGAGGAGGAGGAAAGUGAGGAGGAACUGAGCAGCGACGAGGAGCGAUGUCCCGUGGGGACACCCAGAACUCCCCAGAUCUUGGAACGGGCGCUUGUCGGGAAAGCCAGACCCCCAGGACUCAACGCUCGGCCACCUCCGCCCCCGAGAGACGACCCAGUUACACCCGUGGAGCUUCCGAGGACGUGGCACAACCGAGAUGGCACGACUCCUCCACCACCCCGACCUCCCGCGCUGAAUGUGCCGAGCCCCGACGGGGCGAGCAGCUGCCACUCGCUGGCUGCCAGCAACCAGUCGGACAAGAACCUGGCGGACUUUGAUGGAGAGGAGGAGGCCCCGUGCUGGCCCCGGACGGGUCCCAGGGAACCCCCGCCCACGGCCCUGGACGUGGGACAGGUCUGCCAGCCGGGCAAGACCCUGCUCUGGGACCUGCUGCAGGACGGCAAGAUUGAGGAGCUUGGGGAGGAACUUGCCCUGGAGGCGGAGAAGGUGCUCUGCAGCCUGGUCUGCUGGUCCGUAGACCGCACGGUCCGCACCCAGUUCAUCGAGGGCUGCCUGCGCAACCUGGCGCAGAGCAGGUCGGUCGUGGUGUCGUUACGGCUGCUGCCCAAGUUACUGGCGUCCUUCCAGCAGCCCAGGGAGGGGGCAGACACCUACUGCGUGACCAUGUGGGCCGAGCGCGAGCACGGCAUGAUGCGGCUCUUUCUGGAGGACCUGGUGCGCUACACGAGCGGCCGCAGGGAAGGCAAUGCCUCCGUCCACAAACUGUACAGCCACAGGGAGCAGAUCCAAGUGCGGCUACACUUCCUGUCCUGCAUCUUCUCGGCGGCGGGUUCUCCGGAAGACUUUGGACUGAGCCGUGACCAGGUGGACGUUUUGUGGUCGUGCCUGGCGCUAGAUCCUGAGUGUGGGGACGAGCUGUUCAGCUGGCUCCUGAGCCAAGUGCGCAGCAAGGAGCAGCAUGCCCUGAACGCCGACCUCUUUAGACACCUGCUGCUGCACAAGCUGCCCCAGCUGCCGGCGCCCACGACGAGCAUGACGGCACUGCACCUGCUGCAGCAGCUGAGCGGAGUGGGCCGCCUGGCUCCUCCCGAGCCGCCCCCGCUGCCGGGCUCUCCCGCAGGCCGGGGACUGGCCUCCCCCAACGGCAAGGAGCCCCAAGGCGGCGUCCGGUGGCCCCUUCAGGCGAGCGGCAUCGACCAGCUCUGGGAGAUCGCCCUGAGGGCGCUCAGCACGGACGUCAGCAUGGCCGCCAUCCAGUACCUUAACAGCUUCUACCUCCACGCUCACCAGGGUACGCUGGAGAGGGAAGAGGAGUUUGCUCAGCGCUGCAUGCAGAGUUUACGCACAUCCGCGGAGAGCCUGGCUGAGAAGCCUCAGCAGGCGGAGGAGACGACCUUGACAGUGGUCCAGCGAGCCCUGCAGCUGCUGAAACUGCACUUGGAAGCGUUUCAGCGACGGUACGCCUUCCACCUGCGGCGCUGGCAGCUGCGUGACGGCACGGGGCUCAGCCCCCACGGCGCCGCCCUACAAGACUCUCGUGGCCCCGGCAGCAAGCUCCGCGUCGUCUGCCAGCCGGCGGGGUUGCCCCACAAGGGCACCCUUGAGCUGCAGAGCUGGGACCUAGUGGGGGACCUGAGGGCGGAGGUGGGACACUGGUGGGAGGGCCUGCAGCAGCAGGGGGCCACCCAGGACAGCCCCUCCUGCCAGCCGGGGCUGCUGCGCAUGAUCACCCAGGGCCAGGAGCUCACGGCGGACCUGGAUGAGAAGCCCCUGGCGGACUUGGGCUUCAAGGACCUACAGCUGGUGUUUGUGUCGGUGGGGGCGGCCAGGCAGCGCCGGAGGGCGGGGCCGGGCGCUCCGGAGCCGGCAAGCCUGCUGCCUUGCCCGCCGAGGGAGAGGCUACCCACCCUGGUGCUGCUGAGGCCCGCCUAUCUCGAGUGUCUCUUCUCCCUCAUGCAGCUGCUGGGCAACGUGCACACGCGCAACAAGGCGGGGGAGAUGGUGCUACACACCAAGGCCCAGGUGCUCUCCCGAAGGGUGUGGGAGAUCCUGACCAUGCUGCCUACGUCACCGGCGGUGCUGCGCCAGUUCAUUCAGGUGGCCCAGGAGCCCGAGGGAGCGGCUGCCGCAUUGCACGCCCUACUGAAUCCCGAAGAGCCCCAGAAGCUGAUGUACUCCCUUCAGAUCGUGGAGUCCCUGCGGCAACGCAGCGCUGCUCGGUCGGCCUCCUUACAGGCCGCCUCUUGUUCGAGUUCCCCCGCCACAAAUGGCCUCGGGAGCGACAGCAACGACUUGUCUUUCUCCGGAGCCCUGGGCCAAACUUGGGCAGACAAGUUUGUGGAGUGUGGCGGACUUCGACACCUGUUCGACAUCUUCCUGUCCGGAGUGCUGCACCCUCACGAAGCAGAACAGUGGAACGAGUGGGCGGAGGACUGCCUGGCCUGCCUGCUGCGGGUGCUCUACCAGCUCGGGGUGGAGGGCAGCGGCGGGGAGAGCCCCGGCACCCGGUCCCCGGACGCCCCAGACCUGGUCCUGGAGCAGCCUCGCAAGCGGCCCCGGCGCCAGCGGCGGUCGGGCCCCGACAGGCUCGUCGUGCCCAGGCUCGGACAGGUGCUGCUUCAGAUGCUGGCGGAGGCGGAGUCCACCAGCCUGACCCGCCUGCUCCAGGGCGCCCUGGGGGAGGGUGCCCUGCCCCGGGACCCCCACGAGCUGCGCACGGGCUUCUGGGGCCGGCCACAGGUGGUGCAGUGUGCCAUGCGGCUGCUGGCCUCGUGGGCGCACUCGCGGCCCCCGCCGCCGGGACCACCCCUGCUGCUCCAAGCGCCCCCCGGGAAGGGGCUCGACAACUGGCUGCGCAGGCUCGUGCUGGACGACCCCGACCCUGCCGUGAGGAGAGAAGCAUGCACGGGACUCUACCGGCUGUGCCUGGGCGUGGCCUCGGACGGCCACGGGGGCCAGGCCUACGUGGGGCCGCUCCUGGCCAGCCUCCUGGGGUUCCUGUCGGCCGCCCAGAGCAUGCAGGCCCUCAACACGGACGAAGGAGAAAAGGAGUCGUACGGCCCAGGCUGCAGGGACUACUUCUUCCUGGUGUGCCAACUCGUGGACAAUCUGGAGGAGGAGACCGUACCUGAUCAGAAACCUUUGGUGGACCUGGACGGACUCGCGUCCUGCUUGGCCGAGGCUGUCCUGGGCAGGGAGGUGCGGGAGGUGCCCCAGAGCUCCCGAGAGGACGACGGCCUCUAUGGCCUCCUAGCCCUGGCCACGGCCGUGACCAAGCACAAUCCCCCCUUCAAGUUCACCAAGCAGGGGCAGGAAUUUGCCCUGGGCGUUCUGGGCUGCCUGUUUGCGGCGGGGUCGGCGAGCCUGACCCAGUCGCCGCAGCAGCAGCAACAGCAGCAGCAGAAUCAGCAGCAGCCGCAGCAUCAGCAGCAGAAUCAACAGCAGCUGCAGCAUCAGCAGCGCCACCUGCUCAAGUGCAAAUCCCCAGGAGUGAGGGCGGCCGCCUACGACCUGCUCCUGGAGCUGGUCCGGGGAUCCGAGGACAACUUCCGGCUGCUCCACGCCCGGCUGCUCCAGCAGCACUCCCCGAAGUCUCACAGCCCGUACCCGUGGGACUACUGGCCCCAGGAGGACGGGCGCUCCGAGUGUGGCUACGUGGGUCUCACCAACCUGGGGGCCACCUGCUACCUGGCCUCGUGCAUGCAGCACCUGUUCAUGCUGCCCCAGGCCAGGGCAUCCAUCCUCUCCGCACAGAUGAGUGCGGAAGGGAAACACGGCCAGACCUUGAAGGAACUUCAGCGCAUGUUUGCCUACCUCCUGGAGAGCGAGCGCAAGGCUUACAGCCCGCGCAGCUUCUGCAAGGCCUACACGAUGGACCACCAGCCGCUGAACACGGGGGAGCAAAAGGACAUGGUGGAGUUCUUCACGGACCUCAUCAGCAAGCUGGAAGAGAUGGCCCCACAGCUAAAGGAACUGGUGAAGCGUCUGUUCUGUGGAGUCCUCUCCAACAACGUGGUCUCCCUGGACUGCAGCCACAUCAGCCGCACGCUCGAAGAGUUCUACACGCUACGCUGCCAGGUGGCGGACAUGCGCAACCUCUACGAGUCAAUGGACGAACUGACGGUGAAGGACACCCUCGAAGGAGACAACAUGUACACCUGUUCUCAGUGCGGCCGGAAAGUGCGUGCAGAAAAGAGGGCGUGCGUGCAGAGGCUUCCGCAGAUCCUGUGCUUCAACACGAUGCGGUACACCUUCAACAUGGUGACGAUGAUGAAGGAGAAAGUGAACACCCACUUCUCGUUUCCCCUGCGCCUGGACAUGGCCAACUACAUGGAGAGCAACCUGCUGCCCAGCCAAGCACGCUGCAGCAGCCCCGGCGGCGUGGCCCAGGAGGACGGGACGAGCUACGAGUACGACCUGAUUGGCGUGACGGUCCACACGGGCACGGCCGACGGGGGCCACUACUACAGCUUCAUUCGGGAGAGGCUGAGCCCCGGCAAGGACAAGUGGUUUCUCUUCAACGACGCCGAGGUGAAGCCCUUUGAUCCGUCUCACAUCGCUGCCGAGUGUUUCGGGGGAGAAAUGACGAGCAAAACCUACGAUUCGGUGACGGACAAGUUUAUGGACUUUUCUUUCGAGAAGACAAACAGCGCGUACAUGCUCUUCUAUGAGCGUUGCUCAACGAGCACGCAAGAGAGCAACCAUUCUCCAGAACCCGCCGCUUCUGAAAAAGUCGGUGACACCGCGAAAGAACCGAAGCCGACGGAAGCUCCAACGUUGCGACUUUCGCCCGAACUGGCCGAGUGGAUUUGGCAGGACAACAUGCAGUUCCUUCAGGACAAGAGCAUCUUCGACCACACAUACUUCAAUUUCCUGUACCAAGUGAGCAGUUCGGUCCCUCAAACGCUCUCCUGCGGAGAAGAGGCUACCCUCUUGGCGGCGCAGCUGGGAACAUCUUUUGUCCUAGAGACCCUCAUUCACGCCAAGGAGAAGCCCACAAUGGCCCAGUGGAUCGAGCUCCUGACGAAGCAGUUCAAUGCCAGCCAGGCAGCAUGUGAGUGGUUCCUGGACCACAUGGCGGAGGACGAGUGCUGGCCCGUCCAGAUCCUGAUCCGCUGCCCGAACCAGGUGGUGCGGCAGCUCUUCCAGCGGCUCUGCAUCCAUGUCAUCAAUCAGCUGCAGCCCGGACACUCCUCCCUCUACCUGCAGCCCUACCCAGACAGCGACGACUCGUCGGACGUGGACUUGAGCCAGAUUGGGCAGUACUCGUGCGUGACCCGGUUUGUCCGCAAGCUUCUGGCUCUGAUUGAGCACGGGGCCAAGCAGCACCUGCGGCACUUGACGGAGUACUUUGCCUUCCUGCUGGAGUUUGCCAAGAUGGGCGAGGAGGAGUGCCAGUUCCUGCUCUCGGUCGAAGCCAUCUCCACCAUCGUGUCCUUCUACCUGGGACACAAGCUGGACUAUGUGGAGAUGGUGUCAGAAGAGGAGGACGAGGAGGAAGAGGAGGAGGGCGCGCCCGUCACAAAGUGUCGUCCGGCACCCCUUGACAAGAUGGUGAGCCUGGUGCUGCUUCUGGUGGAGAAGUCGCGGGGCGAGGACCAUCGGUUGCAGCUGGCUCAAGCCGACUACAACGCCCUCACCGGUGGGAAGGGUUUCCCGUUCCUGUACCACCAAAUACGAGACAACAUCUGUCUCCGGCAGACGUGCAAUCUCAUCCUCAGUCUAUGCCGGUGGAACGAACACCUAGCUCCUCAUAUCAUCAACAUGGUUUUUUCGGCAGUCACCAAACAACCCGAGGCAAGCGGUCCCUUCUUCAAGCUGCUCUCGAUGCUUGUGGAGUUUGCGGGCGGUCUGCCAGGGAUGCCUGCCUUCACGUCCCUGGUCCUGCAGCGCAUCUGGGAGGCGGCGGAGUACUGUCCGCUGCAGUGCCUGGAGUGGCUGACGAUGCAGGUGCCCCGCAACAAGCUUGCCCACACCUGGGUGCUGCAGAGCAUGGACACCUGGGUCGAGAAGUUCCUGCUGGCGCACGCCCUGCAGAGGGUUCGCAACGUGGCGGCCCUUCUGCUGGUGUCACUGGUGCCCAGCUCCCAGUUUCGGCAGGCAUUCCGGUCCGGCAGAAAUGGUCUGGCCCCCCACAAGGAGUUGCCUAUGAGCUCCGAAGCUGUUUCUGUGAUGCACCAGGUGUACCAGUUCCUACUCCGUCUACUCAAAAAGGCCAAGCUGUAUGUCGAGCCUGCCGUCCAUGGCACUGCCAAACUCAUGUACUACUUUGCCGUGCUCACUUACUGCCUGGUGGGGAAACAGGAGAAGCUCAUGUUCAGCCCUUUCUUCUUGGACCUUUGGAGCCUGUUCCAGCCGGGGCUGUCAGAGCCAGCCAUUCCUGUCCAUCACAACAAACAGACGUUGCUGCUGUUCUGGUACCAGGCUUGUGUGGACUGCCCCGAGAACGUCAAGCUCAUUGUGCAGAACCCGCACGUCACCAAGAACAUUGCCUUCAACUACAUACUAGCGGAUCACGACGACCAAGACGUGGUGGUGUUCAACCGCUGCAUGCUGCCUGCCUACUACGGGCUCCUGCGGCUGUGCUGUCAGCAGUCUCGACCCUUUGCCCGCCAACUGGCAGCCCACCAGAACGUCCAGUGGGCCUUCAAGAACAUCACGCCGUACACCACCCUCUACACCGCGGCGGUGGGCGAGCUGCUGAAGCUGAUGGAGCUGUUUGUGGCCCUGCCGCGGGGCGCCAGCGACCAGGAGCAGCGCGAGGUGUCGCUGUUCAAGCGCACCACCCUGGCCCUGUACCUGGGCCUGGACCCCCGGGUGUGCUGGGCCACCCUGGUGGCCGCCCUGCGCAUCCUCGUGGCCACCCCGCAGGACAGGCUCCUCGUCCUGGCCGGGGGAGGCCUGCCCGUGCUCUUCCAGGCGCUGCACACGCUGCAUGUGAUGUACCACGAGGCGACGGCAUGCCACGUGACGGGAGACCUGGCGGACCUGCUCUCGCUGGUGCUGGAGCUGUUGAGCACGUGCGCGACCGCCGGCAGCGCCGCGGCCGACCCCCUGGCCUCGCUCAGGAGCUGGCCGCAGCUGGGCGAUGCACUUCGGCGUCUGCUCACCCUGCUGAACAGCUACGUGCCACCCCAGGUCCGGCUGCUCUGCCUCGAGGUCCUGAAGGAGCUGGUGACGCUGAUGCCUCGCGAGACUGUGGGACCGGUGGUGCCUUUGCUGGCCAGUUGUCACAGCAGUUUCCUCGAAAGCAACGGCCUCAUGACAACGGGGCCCUACUUUCCCCGGAGGGGUCAGAAGAGCUACCCUGUCAAGACGACCGUGCGACCACAGCGGCCCAUCCUCCAGAUGUUCCUGCAUCUCAGCCAGCUGGAGGCCUCCAAGGGAGUGGACCUGGAGUACGACCAGGCCCUGUUGGACUUCUUUCUACCGUACCACCAGUUCGUAGAGACGCUGUUCCGGGCAGCCUUGGCACAGGGACUGGUCUCCCAAGACCUGGUCAACCUUAGUGCGAUGGUGUCCAUCGAGGGCGUCCCGCUGCACAUCGACCUCAUCCCCAGGCUGUGGCUCGAAAUCCUCCAGGGAGAGAAGUGCGUGGAGUUUGGGGAGUUUCUGCGUAGCAGCACGUACGUGACCAACUGCGUGUCGGCGGUGCUGCUCGAGGAGAGGGGCUACCUGAACAACCCCAUGGUCUUUCGGCUCUUCUCGUUGCUGGUGCCGAAGGUGGGCAAGCAGGUGCUCAAGGAGAGCGUUACCAACCUGAUCCUGUCUCGAGCCAACGCGUUGGUCGCCUCGGAAGCGGCGAGAGACAUCCGGAAACACGCACGUCGGAUCACUGCCGACCUGAGAGCAGUCCUACUGGUACUGUCGGUGCACGGGGGCGUCGCACCGGCUUGUCUUGGAUUGGCCGACUACCUGCGAUCGCUAGAGGCGCACUGCCAGGAAAACCUGCCCCCAGCUGAGGAACCAAAGCCGCUGCGGGAUUCGGAAGAGAGCCCGCCGCCCAAGAAGCCCAAGAGCCCCAUCAAGGAGGAGGGAGAGGAGGAAGGCCGCCCCAAGAGUCCGACGGAGCCCCCUCCUCCCCCGCAGCAGUCCUCGGAGCAGGACCCCUUCGAACCGCUCUUGGACACGGUCCAGGCCCUGCUCAAGAUGCUGCCCCACGGCGAACACCCGUCGGCGUCAUCCUAGCACCGCCGCCACCACCGCCGGCGCCGCUGUGCCGGGACGUCCCGUCGACAGAGAAAGCGACACAGUCCUCUUCCUUCCGCUCGGUCGUCGUACCCCCGCCACUUCUUCUCACAAGAACUUCUCGCGGAACGGAAGGGACGCGGAGGACGCGUCUGGUGGACCCAGGCAAGAAGAAAACGACGACGACAAAGUUGCAAUGGCGCACUGUUUCGGACCGCCGCUGCACUCCAGCUGUGAUACUUUUAAAAAGGAAAGUCUCCGUGGGAGGGCUUUGUUUCCAAGCCCAGAACGAACUCUCUGCCCUCUCGCUUCACGUGCUCGCGACGUAGAUCGCGUUGCCUUUGUUUCGGUCUCUUCUUUCCGUUCUUUUUUUUUUAUAUAUAUAUAGAUAUUAUUCAGUGCUUUGGGGACUCUGCGAAUCUUUCCAUCGUGGAUUUUUAUCAUCUGGUCGGACGAAGAAGAUGGCGUCGUUAGUCGCGUGGAGAGAGCGCCGGGCGGGGAAACGGGAAGCUACGACCGGCCAUCGCGAGCGUCUUCUGGCUUAGAGUUGCCUCGGAGUGAACGUCGACCUGAGACUGCGAGACCGGUGCCUAUCAAGGGGGCCACCACAUACGCUCUUUUGUCACUUUUUUUUUUUUCUUACUAUUUAUUGCAGCACUGGAUGUUCUUUUGGCUGAAGAGGAGCAUCGCAGGGCGGCCCUUGCGUCGAAGACAACUCUGCCAAGAGCGCGCCAUGCCGCGAAAGCCCCGGAGCUCUUCUCUGCCUUUUAUUUUUUUUGUCUCUUUUUGUGGGUUGAUGGACUGGCAGAAAAAGUUGUGCAGAGUUUUGUGAGAGCCUAUGCGAGGAAACGUGCAUUUUUGCCCCGCGACGAAAAAGAAAAUUGUGUCCGACGACAGUUAGGCGACGGUGUCCGGAACCUUCUCGACCUGUUUCAAUUCUCCGGUUCACGCGGGGAGACCCGGGAACGCACGGGGAACCCCCAGAGAACCGCUCGGUGGUGCGAUCUUCUCGGACAGAGAACCUUUUCAAUCCUGGCACGUUGUGCAUGCAGUUAUUGUUAUAUCAUGUUUUUUUUUUUCUCAUUAAUAUGCCGCCAGGGGGCGUCGCCUGCUACUUCCUGGCAGCCGUCGUGUAUAGUGGCUGUGAAUAUUAGGUCCUCUUUACUUUUUCUCAUUCGCGCUCGAAAUAAUGAUGAUGAUGACAAUGAUAAUAAAAAAGAUACAUGGCGAGGCA
This is a messenger RNA of Ixodes scapularis (black-legged tick), 11267 nucleotides long. RefSeq names its product ubiquitin carboxyl-terminal hydrolase 34 (gene puf). The coding region runs from base 134 to 10033 and encodes 3299 amino acids. Gene Ontology annotation, molecular function: cysteine-type deubiquitinase activity; cysteine-type endopeptidase activity. The transcript is spliced from 73 exons. Gene Ontology annotation, cellular component: cytosol; nucleus. Gene Ontology annotation, biological process: protein deubiquitination. Lineage: Eukaryota; Metazoa; Arthropoda; Arachnida; Ixodida; Ixodidae. The record is from RefSeq and is a predicted model, not a curated record.